UGUUUUUCUUUUCGGUCGAGAUAAAAAUGGCGGGAAGGUUUUAAGAGUUUUCACCUCAAAAAUGUGUUCAAAAUAAUGUCGAAUAGGGGCGGCCCGAUGGUGCAUGUGAAAAACGGCGCCCGUCCACACGGCAGGGACCGGGUUCAAAUCCCAUCCGGACCGUCUCCCCGUAGCAUGGACUGACUAUCCUGCUACGUGGUAAAAUAAGUCUUGAUACGGCCAGGCCGUUCUAACUGAGCAAAAAAAAAAAAAAAAUGUCGAAAAUUCAAAAUCGAAAAGGGGGUUCCGUUCAUUACAAAUAUUCCGACUUGUGUUCGUGUUGUUCUGAAAUCGAAAAAUAAUAACAUACUGCUAGAAAAAAUAUUUACGAAAAGCAAACAAAUCGCAUUAAGUAAACACAAAAUGGUUCAGUUCGUUCGCUGUGUUUGUGUUAUUUUUUUUUGGUUGAAUUUGCAUUCACAGCACUUGCAAGAUUUUUAUUAUUAUUGUUUUUUCUUCUUCACGCUGGGAAUAAGUUAAGUUUUUGGCCCGUAUUUUGCUAGCGAUGUUUCACCGAUCUUAAGAUUCAAAAAUUGAAACCAAUCCUUGCGAAUGUACAUACAAAUUUUUCCUUAGCUCCUUCGCACUGCCAGGGAAUUGGAUUUUUUCCCCCGUCGCAUGCACAGGUCACACGUUGGCAUAGCCGGUGACCGAAGUGGCCCAUAGCGCGCUAUCGUAAAUGCCAAAAUGUCACAGAGAAAUUUUCGCUCAAUUCUAUAAUUAUCAAGCAAAACUCGUGUUUUAGUUGCGCCUCCCGAUCCAUCCAUACAUGUGUGUAUGUGUGUGUGUGUGUGUAUAUGAGGGGUGUAAAAUUGGGGGUAGGGGUUGUAUUUGCUUUUUAACCAACAUAAACCUCCAACACACAACGAAAUGCUACACCCCCCUCCCCCCCGUGUUUCCACCUUUUACCCUCAAAACCUCGUCAUCAUCAUCAUGAUGAUCAUCGGAGUCGAUUUUUGUCGACUCUGGUCGGUCGGUCUUUGCGUUCUUCUGCAUUUGCCCCCAAGGAAAUGACAUGCCAAACAAGAGGCGGUAUGAAGAAAAAAAACCACCCCUCAUACCCCCAAACCUUCGUUUCUGGUUGCGCCAGGGAUGGAGGAGUUUACAUUUGCUCUAGGGCUAGGGCUACGGUGGGGGGGAGGAAAGUGAAUGAAUAACAGGAAAAAAAGGUAAAGAGAGUGCACAUUAAACUUAGCCGGCGAACGAAGACGAUGGCGACAAAUGUUUGAGCGCGAGAAUGAAACCGAAACACGGCGUGUUUUCCGUGUGCAAAACGGCACUCGCCAGCUCGCUCUAACUCCCGGGCCACCCUUCGGCUGAUGGGUACCGCCAGGAAACAAUUCACCCUGUAGGGUGCCACAACGCGGACGCUAACGUUGGCGAGUGGCGAGGAAGCGAAUUUUCUUUUCGACCAUUUAAUUCCGCGAGGGCAUAUCGUCGGGCCGGCAGCACACCGAACGCUGCCGUAUGUCCGCCAUAGGCCUCGAUUGCAAAGGCCCCCUUCUAUACUUUUUUGCUGGUGGAUUAAUGCUCGGGGGUAGUUUUGAAAACGCUGGGGAUAGGGGCGAGAAAAAGGCAUCAAGAAUGGUAUAAUUUUCCCCUGCAUCAGCAAUGGUAAGGGAGGGGUGCGGCAACAGGGAGAAGCUGCCGUAAAAUAGGCGGGAAAAUUCGGGCCUCACAAACCGAAAGCGAACGAACGAACGAAUGAACCAACCCAGGAUAAGGAGUAUCAAAUUAUUGUAAAAAAAAAAACAAAUGAAACAACAAAAGCGCGACCAGAGAAGAGGGGGUUGGAAUGGAAAACAAAUGAAAUGACAAGAAAAAUAAAAUGUAUAAAUAUGUUCAAAUGGAUUAAGGCGAUAUUCGACUAUCAUACGUGGCUAUAAGUAUGAUUGUGAAAUACAAAAUAUAAAAGCAUUGAAAAAGAAUAGAAAACAUGUAAGAACAGAACAGAAAAAUAAGAAAAAUGUAUUUUUAAGAAAGUAUUAAUACGCGAAAGAUAUUCAAUAGUUGAAUAAUAAUAUAAUGUAAAUUCAACUAUAUAACUAAGAAAAAAAUGUAGAAAGGUGUUUGGAAAAAAAUACGAGUUAAGAAGAACACAAGAUAGGAAUAUUAAACGUGUUAAAUAUGAAUGGAAUAUUAUGAAAAAUAAGAAAAAUAUUCAUUUAUGUGAUAAGAACGAGAUAUUACAAACCAAAGAAAAAAAAACCAAUUGUAAAAAAGUAACGAGCCAAUUAUACAAACAGAAACGGAAAGUACACCACGAUCCAGAAAACCCGGAACAUCGUUUGUCACUUAUGGGGGAAUUCCUUUUUUUUGUUGAGGUAUGGUUUUCUAAUUCUGUCUGUUGUGCCUUAGAAUUUGGGAGCGAAAGUCACUUUUUGACUUGUGUGUUGCUAUCAGAUACCCGUCCAAUUUAUAAAGACGACGGGAAGGAGACGCAAGGUUUGGUUGUUCCAUCGAUGUUUACUGGUGGAAUAGCACCGUGUACUGUAUUAUAUUCUAGUCGCUCGUACCCGGUCGAGUUACUCAUUCGCGUCUGAAGAAACGACGUCUGUUGACGUUUCAUUAGUACCGGUCUAACGGUUAAUGGGUUUUUGCUCGGGUAAUUAGGUUCGUAAGUGGACGUAGGUCCCGGGUUGAUCAUCCCAUUUCCUUGGGCCCCCCCAAAAAGGCUUCGGCUACUUCCUCACCAAAUGCCUGCCCGAUGCGAGCGAUGGAGCGAUUUUUGUACGUAGAUACUUUGUAGCAUAUGGGGAUAUUAGGUGUAUUACUCGGUAACUUUACUGCUUUAGCGAUAAAUUACAUCGUUCGGGAUGUGAAUCGAGAUAAGUUGUCGCGAGUACGGCAACAAUGGAUAGUAAAAUGUUGACAGUUUAUGUAACAUCGUCGACGAUAGUACAUAUAUUGAUUUAAAAAGAAACCCAAUUUAAAGGAGUUUCAUAAAAUGACUUCCUGAAUGAAUAAAUAAUCAUCCAAAAAUUUAGCUUCUUUGAAAAAGUUCUUAAAAUGAUUAAGAAUUAGUACAGAAAAAAAGGAACCAACUUCACAUGUGUGACCCAAUAAUUCACAUACGAACCAUCGACAAUAGAUGGUAAUUUUUCAUCCAAUUUCCCAUCUUCCAAGGCGGGCAAUCAAUUUUCCUCAAUUGUUUAUCUUCCUUGCACAAGAAAAAAAAAUAAACAUUACAGCUCAUUUCGGUUCGUUGGUUUUACAUGCCCUUUUUUUUGUCCUUCCGACUUCCAAAUAGAACACAUUCCCCCUCCAAAAUGUAAACGUGUAUACGUAACGAGCCAGCAGUGUCACGAGAGAAUGAGAAAAAUAGCACCGAAAUGAUUUGUUACGAAUUUAAAUAAUCAAUCAAUAAUUUGAAUAUGGAUAUGGGUGAAAACCUCCGAUAUAUUUGGGGAGACUUUUAGUAGAUAGUUACCAGAGUGGGAGUUAAGAGAGAGAGAGUCAGAGAGACAGGACAGAGAAAGUAAACCCGAAAUUUUGCACGCACGUAAAUCACAUCACAUGUGUGAAAAGCGAAUUGAUUUUUUGGUCCAAUUCGUCCUUCGUCCUGGUCCCACAGAUGUUGUGUGUGUGGGUGUGGAUGUGUGUUUUUUUUUGGUUGUUGUUCGUUCGAUGAAAGGAGAAACACCUCGCACUGGGAUCUAAGUCUAAGGAUCAAGACGGGUAGGAAAGGUCGUCUCUAUGAAUUGGAUUGGAUCGGAUCGGAUCUGGUUUUUUUCGUACCGGGGGCGAGCAAGCUAUCCUACAAUCUUUCCAACGAUGUCCUCGUUUUUUUUUUUGGUGGUUGGUUUUAGCCGCUUUUGGUAACCCUACGGGGAAGGGGAAACUGAACGCGCGGGUAGAGGCAGGACAAAAGGCCACAAGCAGCACACGUGCGGUAGAACGUUCGGUCCGUUUCCGUUUGUCAUCUUUUUUGCCAAGAGCCCAUGCUAAAACGUCGCCGGCGACGUCGACGACGACGACCCCCAGUUAACAUCAAUAAUCCGGCUCCAAUCAGUGGCAUUCUAAUUCCGUCCCAGGGAGCGGUUUGGUUUUACCUCGUGUCUGCUCUCCGCUCUUACCUCUCUUGCCCGGAUCCACAACUACCCAUGGAAACCAAUGCUUUUUUCGCUAUAUAUUGUAUCAUCCAAUCCCGUGUCAUAGUCGUCGACCUCGCCGGUGGAGCGGUCCGGCGGGUUUUAUUGAUCGUUUUGUCCAUUUUUCGUCAUCCCUACAUGAUGGAGCCAUAUCUGGUGGACGCACUCGCUGAUCGGAUACAGUAACGUAAAAAGACCAGACCCACACGACAGGCUUGUUACGGGGAAGUAAGCGUUUUAUUGAUAGAUUUAUAUUAAGGCGUAACUUUUGUCGUACAGUUUGCAUACUUUUAGGCGUACCAGGUUUAAAAACUGUGGCCAAGAGCUAUGAGUCAGGGAUGUGAAGUUGUUCACGGAUUAAUUGUUCUUUUGGACAACAUUGUCAACUGGGAAAACUCUGCAUCAAAUCCGAUUCGUAGCACCGCUUCCUUUCCACUAUUCCUGGCAGUUGGAGAACGAUCGAUUAUGGUUUUUUUUUUGCGGAACGAUAUAGUUUAUUAUAAUUUAUUAUUGUUUGCUGCUGUUCAAAAUUUAUGUCCCAUGUUUUUGGGGAGUUAUACGUUGAUUAAAUAAGAAACACGCAGCACAGGAAGCUUCUCAGUAGAAAAAAUAUAGUAAAACGUACAGAAAAUCGAAGCUUAGCGCUCUUUUUUCGACUGGUUGUAUAUUACAAGAUUAAAAAGAGUUCCAUUUCCAUACGACAUUUUUAGAUAAUUUUUCACCUGUUUCGAUAAAAAAAACUUUUAGCUAAUCACCAGACAAUUAGUGGCAAUUGUUCGUUAGUAGCAUUCCUUUUUGGUAGAAUCCCAAUGGCUGGACGAAAUUUUCAACAGGCAUUCAAACUUCUCCUUCAUUGUGCAUGGGUUCAAGAUCUCCUAUUGCGGGCAAACCUAGGACAGUAGUAGACUACGAAAACAAAACAUAAAAAAACAACCAAUAAGAUAGUGAGGAAAUAAAACUUCUCACUAAUUGCUUGCGUUACGGCUAUGCCAUACCCGGCGGGAGGACUAACCUGCCCUAAUUUCUUAAUUGCAGCUACGCUCAUCUCGCGACCUCUGGAAGAUACCGCAAGUCUUUUUUUGUUGUUGUUAGGGCGAGACAGAACGGAACCGAAAGGAAAGAUAACGGAGAGGAAUUGGUCAUCAUUAUCGAGUUAGUAAGGUGAAAUGGUUUAAUUGCGUUUAACUUACCACGGUAGUUCAGUGCCUUGUGGGCUUAAGGUUUGGGUUUUCGGUUCGUGAUCGAGUAAUUCCACUUGUUCGAUGGCGAAAACAAUGGAAACCGAUCAGGAUUAUUGUAGCUUUUUUUGUUGUUGGUUUUCUUUGCCGUCCUUUGUCUGUUCAAUUUCCGCCCAUUAAAGCCCCUGGGUGGUGUGAAUUUUCCCAACAGUCUUUGUGCGUUUUAUCACUCAUAUUUGCAAUCUGGCUGGCUCCAUUUUGAGCGCUGUGUUCCGGCUUAAAUUUCUCCCUUCCUGUGUGGUUUUUGUUUUUUAUUCGAGCAGGCAAAGCAAGUCACAGUGCUGGCAAUGGGCCAAGCAGAGUAAACGAACCUUGGCAUCGUCCCCAAUACUGGGCGGCGACAGGGAUUAUAAAUCAGAGAACAUGGUACACAACAUUGGUGGUGGAACUUAAUAACAGAAGCGAAAUAAAAAAAAACUGCUCAAGAAAAGCGUAAAAACUUCCACCUCCAGCUGUAGGGAAAACUAUCGUACAUUUUACCCGGCAGGAGUGUUCAUCUUCUUCCUAGGUCAGUUCGCCCGAUUUGGAGGGCAGUUGGAUUUAAUUUUUCGAAUAGCUCAGAUACGUUUUUUUCUCAAUGCAGCAUUCCACAUUGCAAAAUUCUGCAGUUGCACAUUGCUAGACACAUACUGCAGCAGUGCAAGCAAGCGAUAGAUGCAACUUUCCGUCUCUUCAAAAUGUGGGCAGCACAGACCCGGUGGGACAGAAUUUCAAGCCAAUUAAAAUACUUCAUUAACUGUUUUUCCUAUGUCUGGAGAUGUGUGUUUUUUAAAUUGUGUAUAUCCGUUUCUGUUCGACAUAAUUGGUUGGGUUUACUGAAAAAGGAAGCAAAUUUCGUGUCAAAGAAAUAAAAACACAACAUGUAAAUUCAGUUCAACGUUAAAUGUAUGAAGAAGCUUGGUGCAUCAAAGAUGAGUUAGACUAAAAACAGUAUUAACAAACACGUGUAAUCGGGCGCGUUGUUGGUGUUUCGCGUUUUCGACAGUUUCUCGUCAGCAGUCGAAGUAUCCUCGCCGAAAAACACCUCCUUCAGAAGAUUCUUACCUUCUGUCAGUACUUCUGAACGCUUAGAGUCUCAUCGUUUGCCGUGUGAAAUGGGAUGAUCUUUUAGCCCAACCUGUGUUUCACGGCUUCUGAUCUACGCGCCAGUCGUUUAUUUUCAUCCAUCCGCAUCCGUCAACGCGCCUUCGGCUGCUGCACCAUCGCCACAUCGUCUGCUACAUCUUGUGCCACUUAUCGCCCCCCGACUCUUCUGCAUUGCAUCGACAUGAUAAGCAGGAAGCGGCCGCUCCCAUUUCCUCAGGACAUGGGCUGCUUAGGUAGUAAAGACCGCCUGUCCAAGGAGGACAUGGACUUUCUCAAAUCGCACACCCGAUACGAUGAGUCCACAAUCAAGGAAUGGUACAAAGGCUUCAAGCAAGAUUGUCCAAACGGCAAACUAACACCAGCGAAGUUUGUAGAUAUGUACAAAAUGUUCUUCCCGUCGGGCAAUGCAGAAGAGUUUUGCGAUCAUGUUUUUCGAACGUUCGAUAUGGAUAAGAAUGGUUAUAUCGAUUUUAAGGAAUUUCUGUUAGCUAUUGAUGUAACCUCGAGUGGCACACCGGAGGAGAAGCUAAAAUGGGCGUUUAGGAUGUACGAUGUAGACGGUAACGGCGUAAUAGACAUUCAAGAAAUGACUAAAAUAGUGCAGGCAAUAUACGAUAUGCUUGGCGCGUGUUCAUCGAACAAACCGGCCGACUCGGCGGAGGAGCGCGCGAAAAACAUCUUCGCCAAGAUGGAUGAAAAUAACGACGGUCAGCUGACGCAGGACGAGUUCCUGAAGGGUUGUCUGCAGGACGAAGAACUGUCGAAAAUGCUCGCACCGUAAGCGGGACACGUACCCCGUACGGCGGGCACGUACACCCGCCCCCCCAUCAUUGCCAUAUAUAAGACACCAUACAAUCAUACUUUUUGCACACAUCCUAGCGCAAAGCAAACAAACCACAAGAGCUGGACAGAUGAAAAAAAGGCAUACAAACAACUUAAGAACGGCAACAGAACAAAAAAGAAAACCCCCGAACCGAGCAUUGAGAGAAAAGCAACUAUCCAGAAGCAAACAUUUACGAAACUAGGGAGAAUGAGAAGGGAAGCGAUAAAAAGCAUAAUAUAGCAAGAUGACAGUACUAUAUAUAGAGAGAUAUAGAUAUAUAUAUAUAGAUAUAUACAUAUAUUUAGACGAAAAGUAGAAAGCGCAACGAUCCAUACGAACCAUCAUACGAUAUGAUAGACCGGUGCGACACCGACCAUCAGCAGAAGACUAGCACGGACACGUAAAGUCCUUGUUCGCUACAAUUAGAAGUUGCGUCCCGAAACUCGUGCUCGAUUAGAAUCGAAGUUUUCAAACGGGCUUAGCUUUCAUUCCAACCCUGCUCGCUCUCUAUCUCUGUCUGUCUGUCUGUCUGUCUGUCUGUGUACUGUACAACCGAGUGGUGUUCUGCGAAGAAGCAUGGAACUUACAGAAACAUUCAUGGGAACCAGCACCUCUCAAUCAGAGUUUUUGCUUUACUCUAGCCUCACUCCAUCAUCCCUGUUCGUGGAAAGUAGACCAUCUCACAGUCUAGGAUUGGGAUGUAAUGUAUGGAACAUAUUUCCGUAGAGCGCGUUUUGCAGCGACUGUGGUGGCUUCUGUCGGGCACUGUCUUGUCGUGUUUAUCCUCGUGGUCGAUGAAAAUUUAAUAAGAAAAUGGAAAGCCACCUCCACACGCAGGACCGAACAGUCGAUCGGGUGAAGCGUGAAGGAAAGACACAACCAUUUAGGGAAUUUAUGCGUGCGAGCGCUAACCACAUUUAGCUGUAAUAGUACUCACGUCCUGCCAAGCGUCCAAAAAACCUACCAUUUGCUGAUGUUGAUGCUACGAUGUAAUGAUAUAUUGAUGAGAAUUUGAUACAAAGAGUAGUGUGGGCGGUUGUGUGCGUGUGUGUGUGUGUUGGUGUGAACUGAUGCAUGUAUAUGCGCCACGUCCACACACUCUUAGCGCGAGUCAAUCGAAGGGUAUGUAAUGCCCCUCUCUACAAGAGCUAAGAUCUAAUCUAGGAUAAAUGUCGGGCUGUAAAGGAAAAGCGUCAUUAUUGUUUUUGUUCUCUCUUUAUCUCUCUUACUCUCUCUCUGCCGGCAAAUGGCAUCGAGUAGCGAUGGACCAGAAAGUCGAUUUAGAAGAAGCAACUAUAGCCCGAGCUAUGGGAACAUUUAUUUUGGAUGCUUUUUCUCUAAAAUCAGGCCAACGGAGGAUUGGAGUGUUUAGGAUAUAGACGUGUAUAUGCGCAACCGGUGUGUGUGUGUACAUGUGCGUGCUUAAAAGCUUCUCGUUAGUCACCAAUAGGAAGGAUUCAAACGGCGAACCGUGUAUCGUGAUGAUGGUGAAUGGUUUGAAAGGUCGAAAAGAAACCAUGAUUAAGAAACAUAUUUCACAAAAUCCCGCGCACACAAACACACAAAAGAAGGCGCACAAAUUUGCAAAACACACAUAAACACGGUUCAGUGUCGUGUCUCUCUUUACGCUUAUAAAGAUAUUUAUCACAGCGAACCGUGCCGAUAAUUGACGCAUUGGACGUAAUGAGUAUAUGAAAAGAGACAUGAACAGAAGUUUCCUUCUUUAGUACAUUUGUAUGGACCAGAGUGUAUGUGAAACUGGUGCGGAAUGGUAAAAGAAAGCGUAAAGCAUACAUUAAGGCGCUUAGUGAAAGACAACAGCCAAUGACGAUGAACAAGGACCCCCCGAAAAGCAUUGGCGAGAAACCAUAAAACCACACAAGGCCAUGCAAGGAUGACACCGAGGCGUAGCAUGAAAUUACAGCGAAACCGGUGCUACAAAAUGGCCGAAAUCUUUCCCUUUCCUGGUGCCCUGGCGUACAAGACGUCCAACGCAACUGACAAUGGGUUCCGGUGGCUGUCAAUAUUUCUUUGCGUAAACAUCUCCAUCUUUGUAUGACUUUCUUAUGUGUUUGUGUGGUUAUCUGUGCGUUUUUUUCUUGCGUACGUUUGUGUACGUUUGUGUGCGUGUGUGUAUGCGUGUUUUUAUGGAUAUGAAAAGCAAAGCGUUUCUUCUCGCACUGGGUAGACUCAUUAUCAAGCAAAAAAAAAAAAAAGAAAAAAGAAAUUCCAUCCACGGCAGCGCGUUUCUUUUUGUCGCAUCUCCCUUUUGUAUGGAUUCUUUAAUGUCGAGCGAGGGAUGUUCAUAAAUAAGUGCGUGCGAUCUUUUUUUUCCCCGCCCUCCUUCCCAUAAAACGAUGGAACUUUACCGAUGAAAGACUUCAUUCAUAUUUAUUUGUAUGUAUAUUUGAACGUCUCUUCGGCAGCAACGCAGCAAAAAUGCAUAGAUUUUCGUUGAUGGAACGACGGCAUGUAUGUAAAGGAACGGUUUUAUUCCAUUUUGUUUGUUUGUUUAUGCAAAAGUUAAGCGUUCUUGUUGUGCUCUCAUUUCACAUUCGUUACAUUAUUCUUUAUGUCUUCAUGAAAUGUUCCUUCCAUUUAGCAAGCGCACACAAACGUGUGCUUUUAGCGAAAUGUUUACUGAAGAGAUGAAAAUGAUGUUUCUAGUUCAGUUGAUCAGAAAUCUGCGUCGUCGUUUUGUGAUACACUUGGAAGCAUUUUUUCUUAGCAAUUUUUUUCUCAAUUUUGGGACCGAUUCUUAUCGAUUACAUUCCUAUAUCACGUUGACCUUUCAAGGUGUUAGUAAUUGCUAGAAAAAAAAACACUCUAGUGUUACAGUAAACUUGUCAAAAUCAAGACUUUUUGAUGUGUUAAACUGAAGCCAUCAACGAUUUUCGCAGCAUUUACACAGCAGAGCGAUGUGAGACAAAAUAUUUCGAUAUUGUCACUGCAUAAAUACAAUGCUAAACACAAAUUUCCAUAAUUCCAGCUACCAAAUCAAUUAUGGGGCCACCAACACAUAAUGGAUGCGUACAAAUCGUCGCAAGACUAAUGACUUUUCUUACAUGCCAUGUAAAAGUGUCCAUCGUACACUGAGUUUACCAUAUCGGCAAACAAUUAUCUUGAUUAUUUGUUCACCGAAAGCAUGACAGAAAAUGGACACGAUUUUCCAUGACACAGUGACAUUGGUUUGAUUAUUGAUGCUCUUCACAGCACUGUAAAUAUUGAUCGACAAUGUUUAAUAUUUCCAUCGUUCUCAAACAGUGCAGCGACAUAAUUCGGAUUAUAUUCGUCAAUCAAAUGAUGCUUUAAAAAUGUGAUCAUUAAUGAAUACUUUCCAAAACAAGGAAAGGAAAUUACAGUUCAAACAUCUUUUACUUUCUUGUCAUCGUUUUGUACAGUUCGGUUUUGUUUGUUUCAAUAUUUAUAAACAUUGUUUACGUUUGCAGAGGGACAUUGUUGUGCUAUAUUGUUGUUAAAACUUCUAGUCAUUGUGUUUCAUUUACAUACAGCUUGGAAUGAAAACAUGCCUCUCUUAUAAAUGCUUGUAAAGUUUACUUUUAGCUUCGGCCAUAAGCGGUUAUAAAAUGCAAAUUGCAAAAUUUCAGCAAAAUGGCUUAAAUUAAUGCUGCUUUAAUUAGCGAACCCCAAAGGAAGGAACCCCAGAAGCGGAUGAGAAGCUGCGUGACCGACUGAUACAAGAGCUGGCAAUAGCUCCUAGCAUUAGUCGCUGGCAGCAUUGUGGACACAUGGUGUAUGAAUCGAAUUAUAGUAAAAAAAAACACAUGAACAUGGAAAGCACUUUCGCUUGACAGGCCGUAAAAGAGACAAAUUUAACAUUGUAGCAAAAUAAAAUGGUAAUCUUACACACAAAACAGCAACACUGCACCGGGCGAAGAGAAGGCGCGACGAUUGAAACUAAGAGCACUACUGUUGAUAUAUUUAUAUUAUGCAGAGCAAGACAACCCAGAAACAACAUGCAACCAACACAUAGAGUAAUCGGAUCAUUAUUCCCCAUUAGUGAUUUGCUGUGUAUGGUGGGCAGAGGAGGCGGAAUUUGAAGUUCGUGACAGCUAACGAAAAGUGUUAAAUAUAUAAGAGAAAGAAACAAAACAAAAAAGGCAUUAAGUAAAACAAAUAUGCACUCACAUACGAACGCAAGGAACAAAAAAAAAACCAACCAAAAAAAAAACUAGAUGUCAAAUUCGAGAGAGCAAGCUCAUACUAAUAAAUAAAAACAAAAAAAGGAAGAGAAAAUAUUCAUUUUUGCACAAGUUUAACUGGUGUCUACUAGCACAAACCAAAACAAAAAACAAAAGAAACAUAUUGAGCGUGCACUACGCGUGCAUUUGCAGCCACUGCAACACCAUUCCUCACGUCACGCUCAGAUUCGCUGUAGCUGAACAUCCCUUUAAGAAAGGAUAGGUUUGUGGACAGAUCUCGCGGUCCGCGGAGAACAGUUGAUUGAGCCGAACUGGGUGGCCAGCAACACGAUUUGACGGACGGUGGCGAAAGACUCGAAAAUAUGCAAACAAUUUAAUCGAAGCACACACAUAACAAACACACACUCUUCACUCUAAAUGUGUAAAACUCCAUUUCGAGAUUGUACUGUGGAAACGCUUGGAACGAUAAGACGAGCCAGCAAAUACUUAUCGGUAGUGUUGGUAUGAUGUGUAUGUGUGAAGUGGCCAGAAGCAAAAGAUUGCGCACGUAUAACUAUAUUUAAACGCUAACGUAAAUCUCAAAUCCCGCAGAAAUUCCUUGCAGCAGAGCAAACAAACAAACAAAAAAAGAUAAGACAACUACAUUUGCAUCCCCAAUAUCCCAAUUUCCGCCCCUCCCUCCCAAAAAAACCACUGUUUAAGAACGAAGACGAUCAAGCAAAAGGAGAGUGGAAUGUCAGUGGAAAAGGAAGACGUUACAGAGCGUUACAAAAUUAAGUAUAGAGCAUGUGUGAUGUUGAUGGGAUGUUUUCUUUUUCUAUAUUAAAAUACUAAUAUUAAAUAAUAAAACAGAGCAUUACUGGAGACAGGUACACACAAAAAACGAAAAACAAACACUUCAAGCAUUUGUAAACAAAACAAAACAAAAAAAAAAAGAGAAUGGGAAAAAACAUACAAAUUAAGCACACAAAGCUUAAAAUGGUAAGGAAAAUCUUUCCUAAAACAGAAAUAUUGCGCUUUCGCUAGUUGUUUUACAUUUUUCUACUGGCUGUGUUCGGUUCAUUUCUUGUACUUUAACUCAUACUCUACAAAAACCAGAGGGACAACACGUUACAUACAUACAGACACCCCACACUAACAAAAAAAAAGCAUAACGAACGUCACGUACUUCCCCGUGAAUGAAAUGAUGAGCGUUUUGAGACGAACAAAACAAAACCAUUCCUAAGGCUCCGGAUCUUGUCGUUACUGUCGUCGCCCUGUAUGAACAUCCCCUUUUCCGAAUAAAAAAGCCUGUUUUCAAUCGUUUUCGAAAUAAAAUACAUGUUUUAACUAUAAAACAAAACAAAAA
Messenger RNA from Anopheles funestus (African malaria mosquito), 12788 nucleotides. RefSeq names its product neuronal calcium sensor 2. The record is from RefSeq and is a predicted model, not a curated record. Gene Ontology annotation, molecular function: calcium ion binding. NCBI's taxonomy places the organism in Eukaryota, Metazoa, Arthropoda, Insecta, Diptera, Culicidae. The transcript has 5 exons. Bases 6636 to 7235 code for a protein of 199 amino acids.